Tupaia belangeri chinensis (Chinese tree shrew) is the source of this 1744-nucleotide messenger RNA. It is a transcript of the gene LY6G5B, whose product is annotated as lymphocyte antigen 6 family member G5B. Gene Ontology annotation, cellular component: external side of plasma membrane. The transcript has 3 exons. The record is from RefSeq and is a predicted model, not a curated record. The coding region runs from base 523 to 1110 and encodes 195 amino acids. NCBI's taxonomy places the organism in Eukaryota, Metazoa, Chordata, Mammalia, Scandentia, Tupaiidae.
CCAGGUUCAGGACUUGAAUCACGGUCAGUCAUGUGGGAGUCCAGCGCCCUUAACCACCACACCACCUGCCAGCUCCCAGCUUAUCUUAAAGGAUAAGGGUACUUGGUACCCUGCCAGUUUCUCCCGGCAUGAUGGAACGGACCCCUUCGUAUACGGAGAGGACAGCAAAUGGUGCCAGAGACACUAGUCCAUGGCUGCUUGAGUGGAGAGAAUGGUCUUGGGGGCCAUGCAGGACAGAAGCAGUUAAGAUACAGGCUCAGGUGGUGCUAAAGUGCUGCCCCUGUUUAGGCCACUGCUCCCACACUCCCAGACCUCGUGGGUCGAGGACAUGCCAUUCUACCAAGUUAAUAACUUCCUACCCCAGCUGGGAUCCUGCCCCAAGCAGGAAUAUAGCUCGAGUCCACCUGUGGCAUUUCCUGCUCAGACUCAAAGCUACCCUGCAACUCAGGACUAAGGAGCGUGUCACAGGAAGAUAGGGCUUCAGGGCAUCUGUCAGGGACUGCCCCAUCCCAGAACUCUAUAAUGAAGGUCCAUGUGCUUGUAGGUGUGCUGGUCAUGGUGGGCUUCACAGUGGGAAAGGCGUCUGUUCCUGAAGUCCGGACUUGUCACUUCUGCCUCUUGGAAGACCCUUCUGUAGGAUGCAUUUCAGGCUCAGAGAAGUGCACCGUCAGCAGCUCAUCCCCAUGCAUGGUGAUCACCAUCUUCCGUGGUAUCAAGGUCCGUUUCGUGGUCCGAGGGUGUGGACAGUACAAUUCCUACCGUUGCCAAGAACAACGCAACACCUACUUCUCAGAGUACUGGUAUCAGGCCCGCUGCUGCCAGUAUGAUUACUGCAACUCCUGGAUGAGCCGCCAGCUCCAGAGCCCCCUGUCUGAACCCCUUGACCCGCCCCUGGCCCUGCCCCUUUCUGAUGCCCAGGUCAGACAGUUCUACCAGGCCCUGAACCUCUCACUGCCCCUACCUAGCAUUCAUGCUGGGCAGGUGCCUAAAGCCCUAGACCCCCUGGCCACCCUGCCCCUGAAACUGGGCCUGUCUAUUGCUGACCUGCGCCACAUGUACUUGGUCUUCAAUGGUUCAGGACUUUUGGUUCUUCCCCCGACUAGACCUUGACACCUAACUCUUCCCAGAUUCCACCCUGUUCCGGAAUCUCUCCCUAACACCUCCAGCUUCCUGCAUUGAGUUUCUGAAAAUACCCACCGUCUCUGGUCACUGUUAUUUCUGAGGCCUCCUCUGUACCUUCAGUGUGUGUACAGCAUUGGUUUUAUUUCCACUCCCUGGCUCUUGUGCGACUCUUCUCCCUGGAAAGUAUCAAGUAUGGAUCUGCCCAGGCCAGUCUGGGGAAGUCACGGCGUUUUCCUGUAUCCCUUUCCCAUCGUUUGAACGUUCCAUCUUCCCAUGCCCUCCGAAUCUGGCCACCCAUCACCCGUUCAGAUAUGGUGUCCCCUUCAGCUCUGUAUCCCCGUCAUGUCUCUAAGACCUGAUACCAGACUGAGCUUGCAGCAAGAAGGAUGAGGGUAGACUUCCUUGUAGCUUUCCUGACUUGUCAAUCUGGUGAACCUGCCUCACUCACCACCACUCCCAUCCUGUCUCCUCCCCUCUGUCCUCUUUUGUCAGUCUCUGGCCUCUUCAGUCCUGUUUCCCCUCACUGAGUUGCAGCACUCAGCUCCACAGGAGCAGGGGAGAGGGGAGUGUCCUGCUCUGCUCCACGUCCCCUGUUUCCCUCCACAAUAAACUGGGACUGGGU